Molecule: messenger RNA, 462 nt
Organism: Hansenula anomala
Lineage: Eukaryota; Fungi; Ascomycota; Saccharomycetes; Phaffomycetales; Wickerhamomycetaceae
Gene: APS1
Product: Aps1p
Exons: 2
Coding region: 1-462 (153 amino acids)
Biological process (GO): vesicle-mediated transport; protein transport
Cellular component (GO): AP-1 adaptor complex; intracellular membrane-bounded organelle
Molecular function (GO): clathrin-cargo adaptor activity
Source: RefSeq, a predicted model, not a curated record
AUGGGUAUCAAUUAUUUGAUUUUACUCUCUAGACAAGGGAAAGUCAGACUAUCGAAAUGGUAUAUCCCAUUAUCACAAAAGGAAAAGACAAAGAUAACGAGAGAGUUGACUGCGUUGGUGUUAGCACGUCGUGCAAAGAUGUGUAAUGUUUCUGAAUAUAAAGAUUCCAAAAUCGUUUACAGAAGAUAUGCUUCAUUAUUUUUCAUAGCAGGUAUAGAUAAUGAUGAAAAUGAGUUGUUGACAUUAGAAAUAAUUCAUAGAUACGUUGAACAAAUGGAUAAAGCAUAUGGAAAUGUUUGUGAAUUAGAUAUUAUUUUCAAUUUCCAAAAAGCGUAUCAUAUAUUGGAUGAAUUGUUGAUUGCAGGUGAAGUUCAAGAAAGUUCGAAGAAGGAAGUUUUAAGAAGAGUUGGUCAACAAGAUCAAUUUGAAACAAUGGAUCAAUUAGAUAGUGUCCUGACUUGA